Molecule: messenger RNA, 963 nt
Organism: Talaromyces stipitatus ATCC 10500
Lineage: Eukaryota; Fungi; Ascomycota; Eurotiomycetes; Eurotiales; Trichocomaceae
Exons: 2
Coding region: 1-963 (320 amino acids)
Source: RefSeq, a predicted model, not a curated record
AUGUAUGGACUUACUGCACAUCUGUUGGAUGCAACAAAUGCUUUUGUGGGUUCCAAGCUAGAUAAGCAAAUCUAUAUGGAAGUUCCAAAAGGUUUACCAAAAAGCCUACAGCUAGGAAAGGAUGAAGUAUGCGAAUUACUUCAAUCUCUGUAUGGGCUUCGACAAUCUGCAAACCUUUGGUGCCAUAAAGUCAAGGAAUUUAUUACUUCGAUUAGAUUCAAGCCAUCAACUGCGGAUCCUGGUAUUUUUAUUAAUGAACGAGGAAUGAUUAUUGCUUUAUAUAUAGAUGAUAUCCUGGUUUUCAGCAAGGAUGAGAAAGCAAUUAGAUUGACCAAGAAAAAGCUUAAAGAAUUCCAUCCAAUGAAGGAUUCUGGACGAGUCAACAAGAUCCUAGGAAUCCGGAUUAUAUGGUUAGAUGGAUCUAUUCGUCUUGAUCAAGAAUUCUAUACCUUACGAAUCCUAGAGGAAUUCAAUAUGUUGGAAGCAAAACCACAGAAGUUACCAUUGAGUCCUAGUAUCAAUCUCGAUAAGGAUUCACGGAGACUAUCUCGUGAGGCUCAUUCUCAAUUCCGACACGCUAUUGGUCGAUUAACCUACCUCGCUGGAGGAACUCAACCAGAUAUUCAAAGAACAGUUAAUCGAUUGAGUCAACAUUUAGUUGAACCAAAGGAGAUCCAUCUCAAAGCAAUCAAACAUCUUCCUCACUACCUUCGAGGCACAUAUCGCUACGCAAUUUCAUACUUGAAGGGGAGUAAGGAUAAGAAGCUGCCGGAGGUCCUAUUUGUUGGUCAAGUCGCAAACAGCCAAUUACUGCGACAUCUUCAUCCGAAGCUGAAUAUAUUGCUGCAGCUGAUUCAGCAAAGCAAGCAAUAUGGCUACGUCAUUUUCUAUAUUCAAUUCGGAAAUCAAGAACUUAUGACAAUGGCCCAAUACCUCUGUAUAUUGACAACACCUCAGCAUUAA